CCGCCUUAGCUUCCCACAACCACCCAACUCCAUUCCCCUUCUUCCCCUCCUCUCUCUCUCUCUCUUUGUAAUUCUCUUUCCCUUACAUUCUUGGCGUCGUCUCCGCAAGCUCCAGCUACCUUUUCCGAUGGCAGACACAACCGGCUCAGCCACCGGCGCCAAAAGAAUGCUGUGCUCCAUCCCCGAAAAGUUCCAGCUGCACAUAGCCAUGCUGACCCUGCAGUUUGGCUAUGCCGGCUUCCACGUCGUCUCCCGAGCCGCCCUCAACAUGGGCAUCAGCAAGAUCGUCUUCGCUGUCUACAGAAACAUUCUUGCUCUUCUCCUCCUCUUGCCCUUCGCUUAUUUCCUUGAAAAGAAGGAGAGGCCGCCCAUCACUCUCUCUUUUCUGCUUCAGUUCUUCCUCCUCUCCAUUGUCGGAAUUACAGCUAACCAGGGAUUCUACUUGCUGGGUCUCGACAACACCUCGCCCACCUUUGCUUCAGCCAUACAGAACUCCGUUCCGGCCAUCACUUUCCUCAUGGCGGCGGUGCUCCGUAUAGAGCAAGUACGAUUGGACCGGAAGGACGGGCAAGCGAAGGUGCUGGGAACGGUCUUGUGCGUCGCCGGAGCGUCGGUUAUCACCCUCUACAAGGGGCCCACCAUCUACACCCCGGCGCCGCGGCUGCAGAGCGCUUUGCCGAUGCUGGCGGCCCUGGGAGACGCCAAGGGCAAGAGCUGGACGCUGGGCUGCGUCUUCCUCAUCGGCCACUGCUUGUCGUGGUCUGCCUGGCUCGUCCUCCAGGCGCCGGUGCUCAAGAAGUACCCGGCUCGGCUCUCCGUCACCUCCUACCAGUGCUUCUUCGGGGUCAUCCAGUUCCUCAUCAUUGCCGGCUUCGCCGAGCGGGAAGCCGAGGCUUGGCUCGUCCACUCCGGUGCCGAACUCUUCAGCGUCUUCUAUGCGGGGCUGGUGGCAUCCGGGAUCGCAUUCGCUGUACAGAUAUGGUGCAUUGAGAGGGGUGGCCCGGUGUUCGUGGCGGUGUAUCAGCCUGUCCAGACCCUUGUUGUCGCCAUUAUGGCCUCCAUUGCUCUAGGCGAAGAGUUCUACUUGGGAGGGAUCAUUGGCGCCGUGUUGAUCAUAUCGGGAUUGUACUUCGUGCUGUGGGGUAAGAGCGCAGAAAGGAAGUUUUCGACCCAAAAGGCAGCGAUCCAGUCCCCCGCGGACCACAGCAACAACCGUGCGCCGUCCCACAUCAAGACGUCCAUCACCCAGCCGCUGCUUUCUCAGUCAACCGAAAGCGCUUGACCUGCCUUUGGAACCAAAAAAAAAGAAAGAAGAAAAAUCAAUGCCAUAUGUUAAGAAAAAGCUUGGUGUGGAAGAAGUUUUUUAUUUUAUUUUUGAAUUUUCUCUUUGGAGUUUUUGUUAAAGUCAAAAGCUUUCUCUCACUAGGAGGGGAGGCUAAGAAAGGGAGGAGAGAGAGAGAGAAGAUUUGAGGGAAUGAAUGUUAUGAUGAUGAAGAUGAUGGUUAGAUGUGGGGUUUGGGUAAUGAAUGUCCCAUAUGUUUAAUUUUAUAUGUUUAAUCCCAUGGUUUGAUUCAACAUUAUGGAAGCCAAA
Messenger RNA from Diospyros lotus (date-plum), 1591 nucleotides. RefSeq names its product protein WALLS ARE THIN 1. Lineage: Eukaryota; Viridiplantae; Streptophyta; Magnoliopsida; Ericales; Ebenaceae. The record is from RefSeq and is a predicted model, not a curated record. Gene Ontology annotation, molecular function: transmembrane transporter activity. The coding region runs from base 128 to 1282 and encodes 384 amino acids. The transcript is spliced from 6 exons. Gene Ontology annotation, cellular component: plasma membrane.